This is a messenger RNA of Orcinus orca (killer whale), 4791 nucleotides long. RefSeq names its product tenascin R (gene TNR). NCBI's taxonomy places the organism in Eukaryota, Metazoa, Chordata, Mammalia, Artiodactyla, Delphinidae. The record is from RefSeq and is a predicted model, not a curated record. Bases 688 to 4764 code for a protein of 1358 amino acids. Gene Ontology annotation, molecular function: protein binding. The transcript is spliced from 23 exons.
GGGGCUGCUUGUAGGGGGAUGGAAAAAACAGAGGCUUAAAAAAAUAUAUCAUGCUGCUGAAAUUUCAGCAAGAGGGGACAAGAGAGAGCGCGUGAGAGAGAGAGAGGGAGAGAGAGAGAGAGAGAGAGAGAGAGAGAGAGAGAGAGAGAGAGAGCAAAGCCGUCCCAGGCUUCCUCGUCUCUUUCACGUCAGAGGCAGGAACCGACUGUACUAAGGCUGUUGGCUCAGCACGCAGGGACGGAGAAAGGCGCAGACACAGAGUGAGAGAAGAGGGGUCCUCCCUGACCCAAGGAAUUACCACUAGUGGAGUAAAGCCACCUGACUUUUCGAGCUUAUUUUUGUUGCCUCCGCUUUCUCCUUCCACUCUAGCCCUGCCAGCUUGGGUUUCAUUUCUUUCGUGGAGCCUCCUCUCAUCCUCCCAGGAAAGGAGGAAGGGAAGAGAAGAGAGAGAGGUGGGCUCUCUAGGUGAGCGCAUCAGCUGGCUCCAGCCCGCAAAGACAAGAAUUCUCUACACAGGAAGCUCCUCUAGCUCCCGUGCCACCCACCCCCAGCCCGGGUGGCCAUAUCAUCGUGACUGCAGAGACCAGUUCUCUUUUGGUGUUAGGAUAAAAGAACGUGCGGAAAAGAGAAAACAUCGAAGACAGCAUCGCUAAAGGCCGGUCUUGAACCCAGCGCUCUGCUGAGAGGAUGGGGGCAGACGGGGAAACAGUGGUCUUGAAGAACAUGCUCAUUGGCGUCAACCUGAUCCUUCUGGGCUCCAUGCUCAAGCCCUCGGAGUGUCAGCUGGAGGUCACCACGGAAAGGGUCCAGAGACAGGCGGUGGAGGAGGAAGGAGGCGCUGACGGCUACAGUACAUCCGGCAAAGAGCAGCCGGUGGUCUUCAACCACGUGUACAACAUUAACGUGCCCCUGGACAGCCUCUGCUCCUCGGGGCUGGAGGCCUCGGCCGAGCAGGAGGUGAGUGCCGAAGACGAGGUGCUGACAGAGUACACGGGCCAGACCUCGGACCACGCGAGCCAGGUCACCUUCACCCACAGGAUCAACCUCCCCAAAAAGGCCUGCCCAUGCGCCAGCUCUGCCCAGGUGCUGCAGGAGCUGCUGAGCCGCAUCGAGAUGCUGGAGAGGGAGGUGUCAGUGCUUCGGGACCAGUGCACCAGCAGCUGCUGCCAGGAAAGUGCGGCCACAGGACAACUGGAUUAUAUCCCUCACUGCAGUGGCCACGGCAACUUUAGCCUCGAGUCCUGCGGCUGCAUCUGCGAUCAAGGCUGGUUUGGCAAGAACUGCUCGGAGCCCUACUGCCCCCUAGGCUGCUCCAGUCGGGGCGUGUGUGUGGAUGGCCAGUGCAUCUGUGACAGCGAGUACAGCGGCGACGACUGCUCAGAGCUCCGGUGCCCGACAGACUGCAGCUCCCGGGGGCUGUGCGUGGACGGGGAGUGUGUCUGUGAAGAGGCCUACACUGGCGAGGGCUGCAGCGAGCUGAGGUGCCCUGGGGACUGUUCAGGGAAGGGGAGAUGUACCAACGGUACCUGCCUGUGCCAGGAGGGCUACGCUGGUGAGGACUGCGGCCAGCAGUGGUGUCUGAACGCCUGCAGUGGGCGAGGACACUGCCAGGAGGGGAUCUGUUUCUGUGAAGAGGGCUACCAGGGCCCUGACUGCUCGGCAGUUGCCCCUCCAGAGGACUUGCGAGUGGCUGGUAUCAGCGACAGGUCCAUUGAGCUGGAAUGGGACGGGCCGAUGGCAGUGACGGAAUAUGUGAUCUCUUACCAGCCGAUGGCCCUGGGGGGCCUCCAGCUCCAGCAGCGGGUGCCUGGAGAUUGGAGUGGUGUCACCAUCUCGGAGCUGGAGCCAGGUCUCACCUACAACAUCAGCGUCUACGCUGUCAUUAGCAACAUCCUCAGCCUUCCCAUCACGGCCAAGGUGGCCACCCAUCUCUCCACUCCUCAAGGGCUACGAUUCAAGACAAUCACAGAGACCACCGUGGAGGUGCAGUGGGAGCCCUUCUCAUUCUCCUUCGAUGGGUGGGAGAUCAGCUUCAUUCCAAAGAACAAUGAAGGAGGGGUGAUUGCCCAGCUCCCCAGUGAUGUUACAUCCUUCAACCAGACGGGAUUAAAGCCUGGGGAGGAAUAUACUGUCAAUGUGGUGGCUCUGAAAGAGCAAGCCCGGAGCCCCCCUACCUCGGCCAGCGUCUCCACUGUCAUUGAUGGGCCCACGCACAUCCUGGUUCGAGAUGUCUCCGACACUGUAGCCUUCGUGGAGUGGACCCCACCUCGAGCCAAAGUCGAUUUCAUUCUCUUGAAGUACGGCUUGGUGGGCGGGGAAGGCGGGAAGACCACCUUCCGACUGCAGCCUCCCCUGAGCCAGUACUCGGUACAGGCCCUGCGGCCCGGCUCCCAAUACGAGGUGUGGGUCAGCGCAGUCCGUGGAACCAACGAGAGCGAGUCCACCACCACCCAGUUCAUAACAGAGAUUGACGCCCCCAAGAACCUGCGGCUUGGUUCCCGCACAGCAACCAGCCUUGACCUUGAGUGGGACAACAGUGAAGCAGAGGUUCAGGAGUACAAGAUUGUGUACAGCACCUUGGCAGGCGAGCAGUACCAUGAGCUGUUGGUCCCCAAGAGCAUCGGUCCAACCACCAGAGCCACGAUCACAGAUCUGGUGCCUGGCACUGAGUAUGGAAUUGGAAUAUCCGCCAUCAUGAACUCACAGCAAAGUGUACCAGCCACCAUGAAUGCCAGGACUGAACUGGACAGUCCUCGAGACCUCAUGGUGACAGCCUCCUCAGAAACCUCCAUCUCCCUCAUCUGGACCAAGGCCAGCGGCCCCAUUGACCACUACCGAAUCACAUUCACCCCAUCCUCUGGGAUCGCCUCCGAAGUCACUGUGCCCAAGGACAGGACCUCGUACACACUGACAGAUCUAGAGCCCGGGGCAGAGUACAUCAUUUCAAUCACAGCUGAGAGGGGUCGGCAGCAGAGCUUGGAGUCCACGGUGGAUGCCUUCACAGGCUUCCGCCCCAUCUCCCAUUUGCACUUUUCUCACGUGACCUCCUCCAGUGUGAACAUCACCUGGAGUGACCCAUCCCCUCCAGCAGACAGACUCAUUCUGAACUACAGCCCCCGGGAUGAAGAGGAAGAGACGAUGGAGGUCUCUCUGGAUGCCACCAAGAGGCAUGCUGUCCUGAUGGGCCUGCAGCCAGCCACCGAGUACAUUGUGAACUUGGUGGCAGUCCACGGCACAGUGACCUCUGAGCCCAUCAUGGGCUCCAUCACCACAGGAAUUGAUCCCCCCAAAGACAUCACAAUCAGCAAUGUGACCAAGGACUCAGUUAUGGUCUCCUGGAGCCCUCCUGUUGCGUCUUUUGAUUACUACCGAGUAUCAUAUCGGCCAACACAAGUGGGACGACUGGACAGCUCGGUGGUGCCCAACACAGUGACAGAAUUCACCAUCAGCAAGCUGUACCCAGCUACCGAAUAUGAAAUCAGCCUCAACAGCGUGCGGGGCAGGGAGGAGAGUGAGCGGAUCUGCACUCUUGUGCACACAGCCAUGGACAAUCCUGUGGAUCUGACUGCUACCAACAUCACUCCAACAGGAGCUCUGCUGCAGUGGAAGGCACCAGUGAGUGAAGUGGAGAACUACGUCAUUGUUCUCACACACUUUGCAGUUGCUGGAGAGACCAUCCUGGUUGAUGGAGACCGUGAGGAAUUCCAGCUUGUUGAUCUGCUUCCUAGGACCCACUAUACCGUCACUAUGUAUGCCGCCAGUGGGCCUCUCACCAGUGGCACGAUCAGCACCAACUUCUCUACCCUCCUGGACGCUCCUGCCAAUCUGACAGCAAGUGAAGUCACCAGACAAAGUGCCCUGAUCUCCUGGCAGCCUCCCAGAGCAGAGACUGAGAAUUACAUCUUGACCUACAAAUCCACCGAUGGAAGCCGCAAGGAGCUGAUUGUGGAUGCGGAGGACACGUGGAUCCGACUAGAGGGCCUGUCUGAGAGCACAGACUACACGGUGCUCCUGCAGGCAGCCCAGGACACCGAGCGGAGCAGCAUCACCUCCACCGCCUUCACCACAGGGGGCCGGGUCUUCCCUCAUCCUCAAGACUGUGCCCAGCAUUUGAUGAACGGAGACACUCUGAGCGGGGUUUACACCAUCUUCCUCAAUGGAGAGCUAAGCCGGAAGUUACAGGUGUACUGCGAUAUGACGACCGACGGGGGUGGCUGGAUUGUAUUCCAGAGGCGGCAGAAUGGCCAAACUGAUUUUUUCCGGAAAUGGGCUGAGUACCGCGUUGGCUUCGGGAACCUGGAGGAUGAGUUUUGGCUGGGGCUGGACAACAUACACGGGAUCACGUCCCAGGGCCGCUACGAGCUGCGCAUAGACAUGCGUGACGGCCAGGACGCCGCCUUCGCCUACUACGACAAGUUCUCUGUCGAGGGCAGCAGAAGCCUGUACAAACUCCGCAUAGGAGGCUACAACGGCACCGCAGGGGACUCCCUCAGCUAUCAUCAGGGCCGCCCUUUCUCCACAGAGGACAGAGACAAUGAUGUUGCAGUUACCAACUGUGCCAUGUCAUACAAGGGGGCUUGGUGGUAUAAGAACUGCCACCGGACCAACCUCAAUGGGAAAUACGGGGAGUCCAGGCACAGCCAGGGGAUCAAUUGGUACCAUUGGAAAGGCCAUGAGUUCUCCAUCCCCUUCGUGGAAAUGAAGAUGCGCCCCUACAGCCACCGUCUCGUGGCGGGGAGGAAACGGCGGUCCUUGCAGUUCUAAGCAGUGGGCGGCUGCGAGCCAACUGAC